This is a messenger RNA of Salvelinus namaycush (lake trout), 1812 nucleotides long. RefSeq names its product nuclear receptor subfamily 4 group A member 2-like. The coding region runs from base 1 to 1812 and encodes 603 amino acids. Gene Ontology annotation, molecular function: RNA polymerase II cis-regulatory region sequence-specific DNA binding; zinc ion binding; nuclear glucocorticoid receptor binding. The record is from RefSeq and is a predicted model, not a curated record. Gene Ontology annotation, cellular component: nucleus; transcription regulator complex. The transcript is spliced from 6 exons. NCBI's taxonomy places the organism in Eukaryota, Metazoa, Chordata, Actinopteri, Salmoniformes, Salmonidae. Gene Ontology annotation, biological process: central nervous system neuron differentiation; cellular response to corticotropin-releasing hormone stimulus; dopaminergic neuron differentiation.
AUGCCGUGCGUCCAGGCUCAGUGCGGAUCGUCACCUCAAGGAGCUAGUCCCGCUGCUUCGCAACAGAGCGCAAGCAGCUUCCACGCCGCUGGAGAGCACCACAGCCAUAACUGCGACUUCCUAACGCCCGAGUUUGUCAAGUUUAGCAUGGACCUGACCAACACAGAAAUCACAUCAGCCACUAUCACCAAUCUUCCAAAUGUCGGUGUUUUCGUGGACAGCUACUGUAACAAUUCGAACUAUGACGUCAAACCCCCUUGUCUAUUCCAAAUGCCCCAUCCGGGGGAGCAGUCAUCCAUCAAAGUUGAGGACAUCCCCAUGUACCACCAGCAGAGUCACCACCACCAGCCGCAUCAGUCCGAUGAGAUGGUCACUCCCUCCGGGUCCGUUUACUACAAGCCCCCCUCUCCACACACACAGACAUUCCAGAGUCCACCCAGCCAUGCGUGGGAUGAUUCUGGAUCUCUGUACAGUUUUCACCAGGACUACUUGGCGGUGGCGCACAGGAUGGAGCAGCGGAAAAAUGCCAUAUCCAGAUUAUCCUUGUUUUCUCUCAAGCAUUCCCAAACCGGUAGUCCUUUGUCGACGUGCCAGAUGAGAUUUGACGGAUCCCUCCAGGUGUCCGUGAACCCAGAUACCUCAGGCAGGUAUCAUUGCUUGGAGAGCCAGGGCAUCUUUGGUUCCAGCUCCCUAAGGAAACAGCACAGGGUGGGUUCCCCCUAUUCGUUCCAGCUCGGUCACGGACAUCACUUUAUGGAUAACCAAGCACCGUCGCCUCCUUGCCAAGGAUCACCCACCAACACCGAUGCUUUAUGUGCCGUGUGUGGAGACAAUGCCGCCUGUCAGCACUACGGCGUGCGCACCUGCGAGGGCUGUAAGGGAUUCUUCAAGCGCACUGUCCAGAAAAAUGCCAAAUAUGUGUGUUUAGCUGGGAAAAACUGUGCAGUUGACAAACGCCGGAGAAACAGGUGCCAAUACUGCCGUUUCCAAAAGUGCCUUGUCACUGGAAUGGUCAAAGAAGUCGUCAGGACGGCCAGUUUAAAGGGUCGACGUGGCCGGUUACCCUCCAAACAUAAAAUUCAAGACCCUUUGUCACCUGUCAGCAUCCUUAGCGCGCUAGUGAGGGCCCAUGUGGACUCCAACCCCUCAUUGUCUCGACUGGACUACUCCCGAUUCCAGAAUAAUGCUGACAGCCAAAUCGCCGGAGAUGACACGCAACAUGUACAGCAGUUCUACGAAGUCCUGACCGUCUCCAUGGAGAUUAUCCGGGACUGGGCGCAAAAGAUCCCAGGUUUUACCGAUCUGCCGAGACCGGACCAAGAUCUCCUCUUCGAAUCAGCCUUCCUGGAACUCUUCGUACUGCGUUUGGCCUACAGGUCCAACCCUGAGGAAGGAAAGCUCAUCUUCUGCAACGGAUUGGUUUUGCACAGGCUUCAGUGUAGGCGCGGCUUUGGAGACUGGAUUGACACCAUAGCGGAGUUCUCUGCAAACCUUCAAAGUAUGAAUAUAGACGUUGCAACAUUCUCCUGCAUAUGCGCCAUUGCCACAGUAACAGAGAGACAUGGGCUGAAGGAGCCCAGGAAAGUAGAGGAACUUCAGAACAAGAUGGUGAACUGUUUGAAAGACAAAGUGACUUUUAACGAUGGAAGUGUCAGUCGACCAAAUCACUUGUCAAAACUCUUGGGAAAGCUGCCUGAACUUCGCACGCUAUGUACACAAGGUCUGCAGAGGAUAUUCUACUUGAAACUGGAAGACUUGGUCCCUCCACCUGCAAUAAUAGACAAGCUUUUCCUCGAUACUUUGCCCUUUUAG